AUGACGUCGCUGGUGACGGUCCUCGGCGUCGCCGUCCUCCGGAUCACGCAAGUCACCUUUUUCCCAUCGUGCACGAGCUCGGUCGAUAUGACGACUCUUCCGACGUCCAUGUCGCUUGCUGGGUGGCUGCCGCCCAUGACGACGCUUGCGUCCGCCGAGGCACUCUGGACGGCGCAGUCGAGUGCGAGCAGCUUGACGCUACUGAGCGCUAUCAACCAAAGCCUCGUGCUGCAGUCGACGACGCUCGGCCAAAACGCGAGCUACAGCUCGUCCUUUGCCGUGCAGCUCGAGCUCGGGACGCCGGUCGUCCUAGUCGGCUACGUCAACACCAACAUGGGGCCGACAACGUAA
Messenger RNA from Saprolegnia parasitica CBS 223.65, 351 nucleotides. RefSeq lists its product as hypothetical. NCBI's taxonomy places the organism in Eukaryota, Oomycota, Saprolegniomycetes, Saprolegniales, Saprolegniaceae. Bases 1 to 351 code for a protein of 116 amino acids. The transcript has 2 exons. The record is from RefSeq and is a predicted model, not a curated record.